AGGCUCCUGUCCUGCGCGCGCUCUGUGUCGUCUCGUGUUCAGACUCCAAUUCAGGUGAUUUAGUUCGAGUUUUCAGGAGUUUCAACUCACCUGAGAUGAAGUCAGGUGCAGUUUGGAGCUUCUCAAACCACUCUGGACUUUUACUCAGGGACGGAUUAGGAUUUUAAGGAGGAGUUGGAAACACCUGCUGCGGACUGAGUUUCUCUGCUUCAACUUUACCCCGAGGAGGAUGUUUUAACAACUAGAAGACAGAACGUUUUGCUUUUUUAUUUUGGAUUAAAGAUGAAGACGAUCAGGACUCGGGCUGAGGUUCUUACACUGUUUUUUAUAACUGUGGCAAGCGUUCAGGGCGACUUCGUGGAGCCUCCUGGGCCCGUCACGUCUCUCCGCUCCCUGACCGACUCUCCGAGCCGUUUGCCCUGUCAGUACAAGGUGGAGGGCGAGGCGAAGGUGGUGCAGGUCACCUGGAACAAGGAGCUCGCAGACGGCACCAAGGAACCGAUCAUCACGGCCCACUUCACCGAGGGACAAACGGCGUUUGGGCGUUACUCCAGCCGAGUCAAGUUCGAGAGCUCCGACCCCAUGGAGAACUCGGCUCUGCUCAUCGCCAGCACGCAGGAGUCCGACGAAGGCAGCUUCAUCUGCCACAUCUCCACCUUCCCCACCGGGAACUUUGAGAGACGCUUCGAGCUCACAGUCUGGACUCUCCCCAUCUCCUCCUUGGACCCCCUCCCGGUGGUGGCGGGUCAGCUGUACGGCGUGGUGGCCUCCUGUCGAGCCGUGGGGCGCCCGCUCCCCGAGCUCUCCUGGGACACCGAGCUGCCGGGCAAGUCCCUGAGCCGCACCAGCGAAGGCGGAGCCGUGUCCAUCCACUACUCCCUCCACCCGACGCGCAGCAUGAACGGGAAGCAGCUGGACUGCCUGGUGUCUCACCCCGGCCUGGAGAAACAACGCAGGAUCUCCAACAACCUGGUGGUCAAGUACCCCCCAGAUCCCACCAUCUCCUCUCCCUCUGGAAACUGGUACGCGGGUUUGGAGAAAGCUGAGCUCGUCUGCAACGGUCGGGGAUACCCCGAAUCUCAGGACAUCACCUGGAAAUGGAGAGGAGGAGCUCUGCCCAAAGGGGUGCACGUGAGUGGAGAGAAACUCGUUUUUGCCCGGGCCCUGAAUGGGAACGACAGUGGGGUCUACGAGUGUAAAGUCAAGAACCCUCUGGGAGAAGGAAAAGCCGAGUAUUUGUUAACAGUAUCAGGAGGAUCCCCCAAUGGAAACACGCUGCUGAUCAUUAUCGGCGCCGCAGCCGGAGCGGCGGUCAUGAUCCUGAUCGUUGUGGUCCUGAUGGUCAGACGCCGACACCAGAGGAAAACCAAAACUCUUAAGAUGCAGCUUCAGGAAAAAACCGAUGAAAUCAACAGCCUGUCGAGGCCGGGCUCCUUCAGGAGGCUGAACUCUGUCAGCACAGACCCCAGAAUGCAGAGUGAAGAAUACAUCCUGGUCAAAAUCGACAAGCGGACUUUAAACAGCCAAAUGUCUUUGGAGCGUCCCGUCUUCAAAGGCAGCCAGUCCACGAUGGGCGGGAAGUGGGGGUCCGGAGGAGUCGUGGAGCGGGAUGAAUAUGGCCGUCCCGUCGUCUGGCACGAGGACAGACAGAGCCUGAGAGCCGUCGACAUGGACGGAGAGAAGGAGGAGCGCAGGAGGAGGGUGGAGUCGUUCGUGAAGAGCAGCAACAUGUCGCUGGAUUCAGGUCUUCCAUCGUCACUGGUUCCCCUGAAGGCUCAGCAGGACGACUGCACCGGGCCCAGAGAACCGGACCUGGGCCACCUGCAGGAGGGAGGCCCCCCGCCUGGAGACGAGUGGAACCCGAUCCAGUGUGAACCGGACGGACAGGAGGACGACGAGAGCUGCAGCUCCUACCAGAUCUCCGAGGCUCUCAACAAUCAUUUUUACUACAGCAACGGGAUCCUGAGGCCGAGGCCGCACUCCAACGCAAUCCUGCUGCACCCCCAGUCCCAGAUCAUCUGAACCUCCGUCUCCUCCAGAACUUUUGAAGAAAUACUGUCUCCCUGCAGCGACAAACUUCUUAUUUGAAACCAGAUGUUUAUUUUUAAAACACACAAAGUGUGUCACAGAAAAGACAAAAACUGCACAUUUUUACUUCUUGGGACAUUUUAAACUGUUAUUUUCUAUAUUAACUAGAAAGUUUUUAAUUAUUUGGGGGGGUCUUUUUAUGCAUUUUUGGUUUGCUACGAGAGAAACGACAGCAAAGAUCCACGGUGGGAGGUUUAAAAACUCUAUGGUUUAAAAAUCUGAGGACUCUGAACAUUUUGCCUGUCUAAAAAUCAACGUGCACACUGUGAGUAAAACUUAUUAUCCCAGAAUAUAAAGGAAAACUAUUACUGUUGCAUAAACUUUACUGUCCUGAGUACUAAAUGUAAAGUGUUUUUGUUGAAGUACACUUGAAACCCGUUUUACAAGAAGUCCCACAAAUUCUGCGACGCCGGUAACGUUGAAACAAUUUAAGGAGGAAAAUGUGAAGAAAAAGGCUCCAAGUGUCGAUAUACUUUAGUUAGGAUGCUCAUUGUGGAUGAGAAUUUCUUAUGUGUGUGUAUAUAUUGUAUAUAGUCAAUAAACCAUAACAUUAUGACCACUUGCUCUACAUUGGCUGGGUUAAUACUAAUUGUUUUAAGAGCAGUUCUUUUAAUCAAUUGGGAUCAGACAAAGAAAACCUAGAGUGUCUUUUAAUGCAACAGUAACAUUAGAUUGUGUGGAUUAUUAUGGUAUGGGGUGUGUAGAUUUGGUUUGUCUCCCUCAGAUGACCUUAGACUGUGUUUUAACCACUCCUCAAUCUGUGAAGACUCCACUCCUGAGAAGAGCCUGGUCAGGUGUACCUGACAGGCCUGAAAACUUAAGCAGGUGGGAAAUAUUAAAUUAAAUUGUCAUUUUUUGAUGGGGCGCCACGUGAAACACAACUAUGACUGAGUGCAA
Molecule: messenger RNA, 2985 nt
Organism: Nematolebias whitei (Rio pearlfish)
Lineage: Eukaryota; Metazoa; Chordata; Actinopteri; Cyprinodontiformes; Rivulidae
Gene: nectin4b
Product: nectin cell adhesion molecule 4b
Exons: 11
Coding region: 283-2022 (579 amino acids)
Biological process (GO): heterophilic cell-cell adhesion; homophilic cell-cell adhesion
Cellular component (GO): adherens junction
Source: RefSeq, a predicted model, not a curated record